This is a messenger RNA of Anarrhichthys ocellatus (wolf-eel), 512 nucleotides long. Its product is annotated as SS18-like protein 2. The transcript has 4 exons. Lineage: Eukaryota; Metazoa; Chordata; Actinopteri; Perciformes; Anarhichadidae. The coding region runs from base 138 to 422 and encodes 94 amino acids. The record is from RefSeq and is a predicted model, not a curated record.
ACAAUGGUACGUGCGUCGAUCGAGGAAGAGAACGAAGAAGAAGAAAAACUCGACGAAAGAGGUAGAAACAAAGAAGAAGAAGCAUCGCUCUGUCGCAAACAUAAACAAGCGGCAAAACCAACUUUGUCUUCACAAAUAUGUCGAUUGUCUUUGUGCCAAAGAAACUGCGAGGAAGGGCGAAAAUUAACCAAGAAACAAUACAGAGGUUGCUGGAUGAAAACGACCAGAUAAUUCGAUGCAUCGCUGAAUACCAGCAGAAAGGACGAGCAAUGGAGUGUGUGCAAUAUCAACAGAUUCUGCACCGCAACAUCGUCUAUUUGGCAACCAUAGCUGAUGCCAGCAACAUGGAUCCCUCCACACAUCCUACAUCUAAUGAAAGCUCUGCUUCAACACCAACUGUGAAUGGGCCCCGUGAGACAUGAUGGUUUGGAUGGGGGUGUGAACUCUGUGAUGGGGAGGAUUUUACAUCACACAAAAUAUAUUUAUCAUAACUAUUAUUGUUUUUCAAUGAU